Molecule: messenger RNA, 2454 nt
Organism: Capronia coronata CBS 617.96
Lineage: Eukaryota; Fungi; Ascomycota; Eurotiomycetes; Chaetothyriales; Herpotrichiellaceae
Exons: 1
Coding region: 1-2454 (817 amino acids)
Cellular component (GO): cytoplasm
Molecular function (GO): calcium-dependent phospholipid binding; calcium ion binding
Source: RefSeq, a predicted model, not a curated record
AUGUCCUCAAUGCUAGAGGUCCGCGGCGACCGUCGGUCCAGAUCGAAAUCUCCCAGUGGCCGCGACGGAGACCGAUCGAGAUCGCGCUCACACGACGCCCGGGAGUCCUACGAUAUCAGAGAAUCUCGGCGCCAGAGUAAGAAUUACUCAUAUCCCGAAACGGAGUCAGAGGAUGAUCGCAGAUACAAGGAAAAGAAGUCGAGCAAGAAAUACUACGAAUCUGAUGAGGAGGACGACCGACGCAGGGGGGCUAGGCCUUCGAAGUAUGCAGAUGACAGCGAUAAGGGUGAUAGACAUGGGUCAUCGAGGUUGGAGCCCCAGUCUCGUAGACGAGAUGUGUCGGUUUCGGACGACAACAGCAGCAGAUAUGACAGGUCCAAGAAGAAGUCGGACAGCGACUCCGACCGGCACAGACACAAGCCCAGCAGAACCCGUUACGCACAUUCUGGAGACAGUGCGUCAGACGAUGAUGACCGCCAUAUACCCCAGACUGGACGGAGUUCGUAUGGGCAUGCAGAUACGCGACCUCAAGACUCUCGUCACAGCAGCUAUGUUGGUCCGGAUCCUCGAUAUGCACCACCUUCAGCAGCCGUGGCAGGAACAAGAUAUGCCGAACUGGACCAAUACAAGUACGCAGAGGUAGGCAAGGAAGCUUCGUACAAAUACAAGGAGAGCUCCAAAGCCGUUCCUGCCCAGUAUGCCGAACGAAAACCGGAGUACGACCGUUCGAGGCCGUCCAAGGACAAAGAGUACCACCGAGACAGCUUUGACAGGCGUGAACUCAAAGACAAACGAUAUCACGAAGAUAAAUAUGAGACACGAGAACCCAAGGGAAAGAAAUACUAUGAUGACACCUACGAUGCGCGAGACAAGAAAUACCGCGAGGACAAAUAUGGCUCUUCGCCGGAGGACGUGACCAAGAGAAUGUCUGCUCUAGCUGUCGGCGGAGCCACUCUAGGAGCUGCUACGUUAGGAGUUGCCAGGCACAAUUCCCACAAUGGCGGGAGGCCACCCGCGUCGCCUCUGCUGGAAGCUUAUAAGGGAACAUACCAAUCCAUCUCGCCUAUGCCCUCGCCAUUAGCCCUGGCGAAGCAGCACAGGGAUGAUUCCGAACUAUCUGAUCUAGACCUAGAGUUGGACCAAGACGACUCCGACUCCGACUCCGACGAUGCACACGCUGACCUCAAGCGCAAGAUCCGCCAGCUGGAGAGGGAAAAGCAGAAGAUCAGCACAGAUCCCAAACGAAGCAGCAACCGUGACGGCAGCAGCUCACAUGAAGUCCGACCACGCGGCAUGUCCAAUCUCGAAGCCACGACGACGAGCUACGAAAUCCGCGAGCCAGGCGGUAGACGAGACCGGGCCAACUCCAACGUGAGCAUCAUGUCCACCGGCGGGAACGGGGAAAGGAAGAAUAAGAAGGUGGUAUCCUUCUACGACCCGACCGAAGACGCACAGCGGAUCGCAGCCGCGCUAUCCGGCACGCGGCACGCCGCCGACCCGCGGCCCUUGAUCCAGAUCCUGCCCUAUCUGUCGACGGACGACCUCCUCGCGCUGCGGGCGGAAUACAAGAACCACGCCAAAGUGAGCGGCCAGGGGAUCAACAUGGCCAAACACAUCAAGAUGCGUGUUCCCGGGAAUCUCGGCAAAGCCGCGUACGCGACGGCCCUGGGCCGCUGGGAAAGCGAAGCGUACUGGGCCAAUUCAUGGUACCAAGGCGGGGCGUCGCGGCGGGAGCUGCUGAUCGAGAGUCUGAUGGGCCGCAGCAACAGCGACAUCCGCGAGAUCAAGAACUGCUUCAAAGACAAGAAAUACAGCGACGACCUGGACAAAUGCAUCCGCACCGAACUCCGGGCCGACAAAUUCCGCAUGGCUAUCCUGCUGGCGCUCGAGGAGCGCCGCAUGCCGGAGUCUUCGGCCCUCGACAUCAGACUGGUCCGCGACGACGUGCACGAGCUGGCGGCCGCGCUGGAUUCGCCGGGCGGCGAGACCGAUAUGAUCAAGAUCAUCGUGCUGCGUAGCGACGCCCACCUGCGCGAGGUCUUGAGGCUGUUUGAACGCACCUACCGCGUCAACUUUGCUCGGCAGAUGAUUGUCAAGUCGCGGAACUUGGUCGGCGAGACCCUUGCGCAUAUCCUCAAUGGCGCGCUCAAUCGGCCCAUGCGUGACGCUCUGUUGCUGCAUCAGGCUAUUAGCGAGACCGCGCCGGGCAAGGAGCGCACCGAGUUGUUGAUCUCGCGCUUGGUCCGCAUGCAUUGGGAGCCAAGGCAUCUUGAGAAGGUCAAGGCCGUCUUCGGCGAUCGCUAUGGUCGGACCGUCGAGGAUGCCGUCAUGCGCGAUGUCUGGACCCAGAUGAAGACGCCUGAGGGACGCUUGUGUGCUGAGUUUUGUGUUGCUUUGGUCCAGAGCAGUAGCGGGAGCGGGAGCGGCAACGAGUUGGCUGAUCGGCCAAGGUGA